Henningerozyma blattae CBS 6284 is the source of this 4158-nucleotide messenger RNA. It is a transcript of the gene SPT7, whose product is annotated as SAGA histone acetyltransferase complex subunit SPT7. Bases 1 to 4158 code for a protein of 1385 amino acids. The record is from RefSeq and is a predicted model, not a curated record. Gene Ontology annotation, biological process: regulation of transcription by RNA polymerase II. The transcript has a single exon. Gene Ontology annotation, cellular component: SAGA complex; SLIK (SAGA-like) complex. Gene Ontology annotation, molecular function: structural molecule activity; protein heterodimerization activity. NCBI's taxonomy places the organism in Eukaryota, Fungi, Ascomycota, Saccharomycetes, Saccharomycetales, Saccharomycetaceae.
AUGUAUAAUAACCGAGUACCUUUACAAAAUUACCAAAAAACCAAUGCAGAGUCACUCUUGAAAUUAUCUCAAAAACUUUUUAGUGAUCAAAUAUUUGACCUCUAUUUAACACCUUUCCAACUAAUUCUAUUAGAAUAUCUAUUAUCAAUUGAAAAUGAUUCAAAUAGAUUAAUGACAUGGAAAGAAUUCCUUAACGGUAAUAUUUCUCUAAAUGUCAAGAUGUUCUCUAAUAUACCCAUGACAAACAAUAACAUCAAUAAUAAUGAUAAUAUCAAUGAUAAUAGCCACAAUAACCUUUUUAAUGAUCAAAAUUAUAAUCUUCUCAAUAAUAAUUUAAAAUCUAAUGAAAAGCAAACCCCGAAAAGUUUAAAUGAUCGUGAAAGUUCUUUAUCCGUCGAUAAUACCAAUCCAAAUGAAGAUGACAUGUCGAGGGUAGAUUUAGAGAAUUUUAGACAACAGAUAAAUGGCCAUCAAUUCAUCGGUAAUCUAUCAUUAAAGGUACGAUACGUACUAUGGCAAUGUGUAAUAGAUGUAAACUACGCAAACAAUGAAGAUUUUAUGGGUAAUAUUGAUGAACCAAGCUUAUUAGACUAUGUUCUUCUAGAUACUGAAUUAGAGGACAACGCAAAGAAUGAAUCUGAAUCUCAAGAGAUGCCAUUUUUGAUCACUAAAACAAAUGAAAAUACUGAAACACCUAAACCAAAUGAUGACUAUGAUGAUGAAGAAGACAAUUACGACGAUGAAGACGAAGAAGAUACCACGAAAAAAGAAGUAACUAUUAAUCAACCUGACCCAGUUAAUAAUCAAAGUAGUAUUACACCUGGGGAAUGUAAAUAUGAUGACCAACACAAACUAAUUAUAGAUUUCUCCAUAUCUAGAAAUACCUUACAGAAUCUUCGCAAUAGUGAUUCAAGCAAAAUUAUGGAGAAUUCAAACAAAAUAUAUCAUAGCUUUGAACAUGAUCGCGAAACAAUGUUAAAGAGGCUAAAAUUAGUAGAAAAUGACAAACUUUUAGAAACCUCAAAGAAGAGACGCCGUAGCAAUUCUGGCAGUGAAGAAAACAAUUCUGAUGAUGAUGAGCAUAACAUGGACGAUAAUUUAAAGGAUCAAGAAAAGCCAGCUACUAAAGUCCAAAGUAAUAAAUCUCAGAAAAAUAAUGUAGGCCAUUCAGGAAGUAAGGUAAAUAAAUCUGAUAAUUCAAAAGAAGAAGACAGACCUCAUGAAAACAAGAGGCCUAGAAAGAAUUCAACUCAUGUACCAAAUGUUAGUCUUGGCGCUGCAAAUUUAUCAUUGAGCCAUUUACUUUCAGAAAUUCACGAGAAUAAGCCAAAGCUAAAAAUGUCUGAUUACGAGUUAAGGCAUUUGAUUAUUGAUGUUCGAAAAAAUAGAUCUAAAUGGGCGUCUGAUGAGAAAGUUGGCCAAGAAGAACUUUAUGAAGCAUGUGAAAAGGUCGUUCUAGAAUUAAGAAAUUAUACUGAACAUUCAACGCCAUUCCUAAACAAAGUGAGCAAAAGAGAAGCUCCAAAUUACCAUCAAGUUAUCAAGAAAUCUAUGGACUUAAACACAGUUCUAAAAAAAUUGAAGACAUUUCAAUAUACACGUAAACUGGAGUUUGUUGAUGAUAUAAUGUUAAUAUGGAAAAACUGCUUAACUUACAACUCUGACCCUUCGCAUUACUUACGAGCACAUGCAUUUGCCAUGCAAAAGAAAUCACUUCAAUUAAUACCACUAAUUCCUGAUAUCGUAAUCCGGAAUCGAGCAGAGGUAGAAAAAGAAAUUGAAAGUAUGGAGAAUGAUAAAGAUUAUAAAGAGGAAGAUGAAGUUGCAGGCUCAGGAAGGAAAGGUUUAAAUAUGGGUGCCCAUAAACCAGCGAAUGCUUCCGAAUCUACUGAGUCUAAUAUCAAUAAUACUGAAACUCAAGAGAAAAAUGGUGUUGCUGAAGAUGAAGAACCAGAAAGUAAAGAGACCGAUGCUAACCUUGGUAACGAUGUACGUGAUCAGAAUUCUUUAGAUAAAGAACCAAUUACAACUAAUAGCACAACUAUUGAUACAACCAUCACUGAUGGUGACACUAUUACAAAUACUACUUCUGAUGCCAUUGAUGUAACGUCUAAUAUUAUUACCGCUCCAUCUCAAAAUCAAGAUAAUGAUUUAACGCAAGAGAACGAAAACUUAGAAAAUAAAAAGGAGUCAUCAAACGUAAAUAGGGUUGCUGAAAAUGAAGAAAAUGAAGAAAUCCAAAUGGAAGAAGAUGCAGAGGAGGAAGACAUUGAUGAUGAGUUAGAAGAAACAGCACACUUUAUGGAACGUGAUGAUGAUAAAGAUGAUGUAGAACUUUCAAUAUGGAAAACUCUUACUGCCCCUGUAAGAGCUCGAUUAUGUAUGGAUAGAAGCUCUUAUUUCAAAGAUGGGAAGCUAAAUAAAGAUGCUAAAGCUUUACUAAAAAAUCCAGAUAAAAUGAAGAAUUUUGACCAAUUGCUAAUUGAAUAUAAGGAACAAAAGGAACAAGAAAGAGAAAAUAAAAUACAGGAGAAAGAGUUAGUAAUGAAAAAUGGGUUUGGAACAAUCAUAAAACAAGAAUUUGAAACACAACUUCAAGUUGUUGCAGAUUCUGAGAUUGAUUCUGAGGCUAUUUUAGAUAAGGAACCUCCAGAAUUAGAUAUGGAUGAUAUGACAUUCUUCACUCAAUAUGAAAUAAAUAAUACCAUCCCACCCUUGAAAUAUGACGGUGUAGAAACCACCUCUGUCGACAAAGAUGAAGAUGAACUGGUUAAGCAUAUGUUACAAGAAGAUAACAGCACUACCAUUAAAUUCGGUGGAAAUGAUGAUUCUGGUUUAACUCCUCAGAUGAAUAAAAAUAUAACUCUCAUACAACAAAUAAGACAUAUUUGUCAUAAGAUUUCACUAAUUCGGUUACUGCAAUCACCUCAAUCUAUGCAUUCAAGUAAAACCAAUGCACAACGAUCUGCAUUUUUAGAAUCUCACCAAUUUAAGCCAACUAAUUUUGAAACAAUAUUUGAAUUAGACCCUGUAUCUGCAUUACCUACAAGAGAUAUGAAAUAUAGCAAAGUUCUCAUGAAAAACAUGAUGUAUAAGAAUGUUUCUAAAAUUGCAAUGGCUAAUGGUUUUGAAUCCACACAACCUUCUGCGAUAUCUAUUUUAUCAGACAUGAGUGAAAUUUAUUUAUCAAAUUUAAUUAAGACUAUAAAGGUUCAUCAAGAAAGUGUGUCUUUAAAUCAAAAAAGUACUAGUGAUAUCUUGAAGUUAUCAUUAUUAGAAAAUGGUAUAUUUAGACCAGAUGAAUUAUAUACUUACAUUGAAACAGAAUUCACAAAGAAGACUAAGAGACUAUCAGAUGUCAAAGUAAAGCUAGAAAACUUUUUGCGAGAAUUAUUACGUCCUACCUUGAAAUCUCUUUCAGAACAAAAUUUUGAAGAUGAAAGUCAAAGUUUCAUGACUGGUGAUUUUGCAACAGAGAUAACUGGUGAAGAUUUCUUUGGCUUCAAGGAAUUGGGUCUAGAAAAAGAAUUUGGUGUUUUAAGUUCUGCAGUACCACUGCAGAUGCUAACUUUCAGGCUUCAAUCCAAUACCGUGGAUUCUGCAGAUCAAACUAAAAAAAUUCAGCCAGAAGAAUACCAUAAUAUUGUAUACAGGAAAAUUAUCAAAGAGGAUAUUGACUCAAAACGUUAUUCUUCUAUACUAACACCAUUAUUGGAAAAAGCAAUGGCUCGAUCUGAAGCAUAUUUGAUAAAAAUCAAGAAGAGUCAAACUCUACCUGAAUCAGAGGAGGAUAAAUAUCCAGAAGGUACGAUACUUGAGGAUGAUGAAAUUUUAAUAAAAGGUAAAUCUAAUAAUAGGCCUAAAAUUCCUCCAACAGGUAAGAUCAGUACAAACUAUAAGAAAAAGUUAAUUGCAGAUGCAUUCUUUUUACCUGAAGAGGAAGCUAAGGAAAUAAAGACUGAGGUCUCAUCAAAUCAAAAUGAUAGCCAACCUGAAAAGUCUGAUCAAAAUAUACCGAAAGAUGAAAACCAUGAGGAUUCAUUUUUACAGGAUCCCCUAGAUACACCAACAGGUGUGAACACAGACUUCUUAUUUGGGCAAACUACUUCGCCGGCAACAAGUUCUUUUAGCUUAAGUUUACCUAGGCUAGACCAAUAG